AUGGAAAGAUUCUUUAAAAGAAAAUCAGACAUGCUACCACCCCCUGAAGAUAGUGUAAUGUCAAAGAAUAGUCGUGUUCGGGUAGAAAUAAACUUGGCAGAUCUUCCUUCAGAUCCUGGAUUAGGAACAAGAAUUUCAGAUUACGAUCCGAACAUUCGAGAUCAAGUUCGAAGAGAAUAUCUGCAAAGGGGUCCUUGUCAGCCCAGGGAACACAAAUUUCUUCAAACCAAGUGUGGAGCUUCGAAACGAAGGUUUAUAUCUGCUUGGUUCGAUGAUUUUCCUAAUUGGUUGGAAUAUAGUAUAAACAAAGAUUGUGCAUAUUGUUUGUGCUGCUACCUAUUUCAAGCAAAUAUCGGAGAACAAGCAGGUGGUGAUGCAUUUACUAGUGAUGGUUUUCGAAAUUGGAAAAAGAAAGAAAGAUUAUAUGAUCAUGUUGGAGACCAUAAUAGUGCUCAUAAUCAAGCUUUCAAUAAGUGUGAAGCCUUGAUGAAUGAAGGACAACACAUUCGAAAUAUCAUCCACAAGAAUGCUAAGCAAUCCAGAAUAGAUUAUCGAAUUCGACUCACUGCAUCAGUUAAUUGCAUUCGGUUUCUUCUAAGACAAGGCCUUGCAUUCCGGGGCCAUGAUGAGUCAGACAAUUCAAGCAAUCAAGGUAACUUUCUUGAGCUUUUGCAAUUUCUUGCUGAUCAUGAUGAAGAAGUUAGAGCUGUUGCAUUGAAAAAUGCUCCAGAAAACCUCAAAAUGACAUCACCAAUGAUUCAAAAAGCCAUAGUAAAUGCUGCUGCAGUUGAAACCACAAAUGCUAUAGUUAGAGACAUGGAUAAUGCAUUAUUCUCUAUUCUAGUUGAUGAAGCUAGGGAUGUUUCUAUAAAAGAACAGAUGGCUGUUAUCUUUCGUUAUGUGGAUAAGAAUGGUUCUGUGAUUGAACGUUUCAUUGGCAUUGAACAUGUUGCCAAUACCACUGCCAUUACACUUAAAGAAGCUAUAGAUGCAUUGCUUUGUAAACACAGUUUAAGCAUAUCAAGUUUACGUGGUCAGGGUUUCGACGGAGCCAGUAAUAUGAGUGGGGAACUUAAUGGCUUAAAGACACUUAUUUUGAAGGAGAAUUCCUCUGCUUUCUAUGUCCAUUGUUUUGCACAUCAGCUUCAGUUAGCUUUGGUGGCUGUAGCAAAGAAACAUAGCAUUGUAGGUGCCUUCUUCACAUCAGUUGGUCAUGUUGUAAAUAUUGUUGGUGCAUCUUCUAAACGGCGUGAUAUUCUUCGAGAAAAGCAGUCUCUCAAAGUUGUUCAAGCAUUGAAAGUUAGAGAACUUUCAAGUGGAAGAGGCUUAAAUCAAGAAAUUGAGAUUAAGCGUUCAGCCGAUACACGUUGGAGCUCACAUUAUGGUACGCUCAUAAACUUUACUGCCAUGUUCUCUCCCAUAAUUGAUGUGCUAGAUGAAAUUGCAUUUGACAACGUAGGUUCUGAUCAGAAACAUGAUGCAUUUAUUUCAUUGGGGUUAUUGCAAUCUUUUGAUUUCAUAUUUAGUCUGCACUUGAUGAGGAUUGUACUUGGAAUUAGUCAUGAGUUGUCACAAGCCUUGCAAAAAGAUGAUCAAGAUAUAGUAAAUGCAAUGGAUUUAGUGAAAAUUUGCAAGAGAAAAUUGCAAGAUAUGAGGGAUAAUGGAUGGGAUUCUUUACUAGAGCAGGUUGUUGUCUUUUGUGGCAAGGAAAAUAUUAUGGUUCCCAACAUGAGUGAUCAGCAUCUAUGUAAAUGGAAAUCAAAACGCAAAAGUCCAGAAAUCACAAAUCUGCACUUUUAUCGCUUUGAUUUCUUUUGUGCUGUGAUAGAUCUCCAACUUCAAGAGUUAAACAAUCGUUUCAAUGAGGUUAAUACUGAGCUACUCCUUUGUUUGGCAUGUUUACGUCCGAAUCAUUCAUUUUCUGCUUUCAACAAGCAACGUUUGAUGCUUCUUGCUCAAUUUUAUCCGGAUGAUUUUUCUGCAUCAGAUUUGCUAAUACUACAAUCUCAGCUUGAUAUAUAUUUAUAUUGA
Molecule: messenger RNA, 2031 nt
Organism: Rosa chinensis
Lineage: Eukaryota; Viridiplantae; Streptophyta; Magnoliopsida; Rosales; Rosaceae
Product: zinc finger MYM-type protein 1-like
Exons: 1
Coding region: 1-2031 (676 amino acids)
Source: RefSeq, a predicted model, not a curated record